ACUUCAAAUCGGCCGCACACACACGUCACGCGCAUCACCAACAUGCAAUGCUUAUCGCCGCGCCGCGCGCUGCCACCAUCGUGCGCGUACAUUGUCACCACCGUUUACCCAACAGUAAUAUCAGUGCAAACAACAAGUUUACAGUGCGAUUAUUAAAAAUGUGCGUGCUUGUGUCUGUGUCAGGAGGGUGCGAUAAUCAUGUGCAUAGGUGAUGUUAUUAAAUGACUCUGCGAUUGUUCAUGGGGCUUCUUACCUCUGUUAUAAAAUAAGAAUGCUCCUAAGGCAGUAUGCAGUCUCCUGGUGGUUAAUACUAAUCUGGCUGAAUCCGUGCGAAGCAAUGUGUCCGCACGAAUGCACCUGCCGGCAGUCAGAGAAGGGCCGUCGGCGGGUGACGUGCACAAUGGGCGGCAUGGCUGACCCGUUACCCACGGCCGAAAUGGCCGCCGAUAUGGAAGUGCUCGAGAUCGGCGCGCCCGCUGACAAUUGGAACGCGCUGACGCUGGGCCAACUCUUUCAGAACUUCAAGGCACUGCAGGAGCUGCACAUCCGUCGGUCCACACUAACCGCCAUCGGUAUGCACGCCUUCUGGGGCGUGCCUUCCUUACGUAUCCUCGACCUGCCCGAGAACAACAUCACCACACUCCUGGAUCACAACUUCCGGGGUCUAGUAAAUCUCGUAGAGUUAAAUCUGGAGUCCAACCGGAUUGAUCGUCUACCAAUCGGGGCGUUUCGCCAUCUCUCGGAGUUACGUGUGCUUAAUCUCGAGCGUAAUUUAAUCAGCGACUUGGUGCCAAAGGUGUUUAUGAAGAUGAGUAAACUAGAAGUGUUGAAAACCAGUUGGAAUCCAAUCAGCGAAUUAGAUCCCGAGGUGUUCAAAGACAUCCUGGAAUUACGAGUGUGGCAAUGUAGAGGUUGUCACUUGAAGAGGAUCAACACCCAAAUCUAUCACCUGCUGCCUUAUCUGGCCCACUUGGACCUAGGUCAGAACCGCAUGCAGUUCCUCGAAGCGGACGAAUUCAUCGACCUGCAUCGUCUGCGAGUGCUCAAACUAGACGGUAAUCAACUCCCAGUCGUCCUGGAACGCACCUUCGUCAACAACGUCCAUCUCCGUGUGUUAUGCUUAGCUCGUAACCGCAUAGCGAAGAUCACCAACACUGCCUUCCUCAACCUCACCAACCUCGUGGAACUAGACAUCGGGUACAAUAAACUGGACCGCUUGGAAGCAGACACCCUACACCCAAUCUCCGAGAAACUCCAGAAACUCAUCAUAAGUGGUAAUAACUUUGGGAUAUCCGUGAUCAGACUAGCACUUCAAGUGACUCCUCAUGUGACUGAUCUGGCGAUAGCAGAUCUCAAACUCAAGGACCUACCUAAAAACGUGAUACCCUCCCAUGUGCAACACCUAAACCUCUCCGGGAAUUACCUGAGUAAUUUAAGUGAUUCCGCGUUACCAGAACAACUCCUAAGUCUGGACCUAAGAGGUAACCCAUUUCGGGGCCUAGAUGAUCAGUUGAUCCUACGCCUGGAACAUGUCCACACUUUACACCUGGAUAACAUCACGUGGACCUGUGAAUUGUGUCACAUCUCACCAAUGUUAUUCCGUGUAAACACUUCUGUGUUCCUCGCAAACAUAACCUGCAUGUAUCCGAUGACCUUGAGAGGUGUCUCCCUAGCAUCUCUAAACUUUGAAGACAUCAAACAGUGCGGAGAGGAAGUAGAUCCCAAUGUCUCGGAACUCUCACAUUUUGUAAAGAAUAAACUUGGGUUGAUCAUGGGUGCAAGUGGGUUGUUAAUAUUCCUAGUGAUAUGUGUACUAUUUGUGGUUAUAUCCUGUGUCAAACGGCAUGCAACCCACAAUGCAGACAUCAAAGAAAAAGAAGUACGUACCAGGGAAAUACGAAUGGAUUCAACAGCGACCGCCAUUUUUGUUGGGGGUGGUCCAGGGGGUAAAAACGAAAUCAGUUUUAAGUUUCCUUUAGAUUUGACAGAAAGAAAACUGUCAGUUAGUACCAUUGAUGAAAUGAAGAAGGAAACAAUGAUUAAUUCCAUUCCGAAUGGGACAGGGACAGGAAUAUGAAAGUUGCUCAUGUUAAUAUCAAAACCUAACCUUAAAUUAUGUUUGUUUUGGUUUUAAAUGAUUGCAUGCAAAUGCAAAUCAAUAAAAUGUGCAUAAACAAGGAAAUAGCGGCGCUGGAUGCCAAUCAUUCUCUGAAUAUAAUAGCGCGCUUCUUUACGACGCCAUUUCCGGCAUUUAUUUGUUCAAUAAAUGUCACCGAUGGUGACGCGCGCAAAUUUAUUAAUCCACAGCGUUCCCCAACGUAAACAUGUGUUACAAGUCUUGUUAUGUUUUACAAAACACUCGGUAUACAUGCAAAUAAAUAAAAUUACUACAACAACAAAUGUCAAAUGUCAAAUGUCAAACGUAAACUCGUUUUAAUGCAGGACCACAAAAAUUUCAUUUAAAUUUUAUGUUUAUUAACAUAAAAACAAGAAAAAAACAUUUUUAUGCGGGUUGAUGGAGUAGGUUAUAUUCAUUCAGGGUAGGCAGCACACUAUACACGUAAAUAUAUUGGAAUAUAUUUGAAUCUCCGCGUCAGUUUCUGCUUAGGUUUUAAACACAUUUCAACUUUGCACUCGUUGCGCUAACAAAAGCUAAAGCGCGAUUGCUCGAGUCGUCGUUUCGUUUGAUUCGCGCAUAAAACAGGAGCCGAGUUAAAAUCCGAAAUCUUCAAACGCUCCAAGCGGCUGCUGCUACUCACUGAGCAACACAUAAACGAGCUUUCAAUACGAAACGCAAACUACGCCGUAAUUUCGUACGUUCAUUUUGAUUCACGACUAUAACGACAUACGGCACGGCAGCGUUUAUUCAAGUUAAUUAAGUAGCAUACAGAGUGUCCCAAAAAUUUUUUAUCAUAAAAAAAAUUUGUUCUACGUUUUUAGGUUAUAGAAAUAAAUUUAAUACUUUUUGGUAAAUUUUUUUUAAACAAAAUUUUUGGUCUUUCUGUGACACCCUGUGUGGACUUCUUUUAAGUCCUCUCUAAAUAGUGUUGGUGUUUGACUGCGGCGUGCGCGGCUUACGCUGCGUCCUGUUUCGUCCUUUGCUUUUCCAUCUGUUACUUCUGGCGUGCUGUUGCUUGAUACAAUUAUCCCUUCGCGUUAUCGCCCCCUUCUGGGCUUUCCCGGAUCGCCGACGAAUAGCUCCACGAUGGUGUCGUCGCCGUCGUCGUCAUCGCGUGUGUGUUGCCGGGCCAUUUCUUAAACAUGUUUCAUGUCGCUCGAUUCCUUAUUUCGUGUGGGGAUGCUGCUGGGAGGAUGAAAUACAACGCUGAUAAGGGUAUUAUUUAGUACUAACUAGUAGCAAGACAAGUAGCACAUGUUUAGACGUCGCACAGUUUAACAGUUUCGAUGCUCGUAUUAGCUGUUUGUGGAUUUUUGGUGAAAAUUUUUGCAAAAAUUGCGAUAACUCGGAAAGUA
This is a messenger RNA of Dalotia coriaria, 3474 nucleotides long. RefSeq names its product toll-like receptor Tollo. The transcript is spliced from 3 exons. The coding region runs from base 212 to 2077 and encodes 621 amino acids. Gene Ontology annotation, molecular function: protein binding. NCBI's taxonomy places the organism in Eukaryota, Metazoa, Arthropoda, Insecta, Coleoptera, Staphylinidae. The record is from RefSeq and is a predicted model, not a curated record.